This is a messenger RNA of Rhineura floridana, 1479 nucleotides long. RefSeq names its product phospholipid phosphatase 7 (inactive) (gene PLPP7). Gene Ontology annotation, molecular function: sphingosine-1-phosphate phosphatase activity. The record is from RefSeq and is a predicted model, not a curated record. The coding region runs from base 658 to 1473 and encodes 271 amino acids. NCBI's taxonomy places the organism in Eukaryota, Metazoa, Chordata, Lepidosauria, Squamata, Rhineuridae. The transcript is spliced from 3 exons. Gene Ontology annotation, cellular component: nuclear envelope.
CUCUCUCCACCCCCCACCCCGCCCGCUCUGCGCCUUGCGUCUUUUGGCGACGGAUGGGCGCCCGGCGCGCUAGGCAGGCGCUUGCAAGAAUCCCGAGCCGCGCGCUCAUCUCCCUUCCGCAGAAGCAGUGGCAGUGGCGGCCGUGAGGCUCUGCUCCAUCGGUCGCCCCUGCCGCUUGCUCGGUGACUUCUGUCUCUACGUGUGCAGACGGUCCGUGAGGUCCGGCGCGGCUCCGCGGGAAUUAAACAGGCAGGCGCCCAGCCCGCCUUUCGAUUGCUGCUGCUGCAAUAACACCCGGCGACUGCAGAAGCGGGUCAAACUUUGCAAAAAGUCUCGCUGGUCGGUAGCGGCGGCGGCAUCCUCCUCGUGUUCCCGAGGCGUCCUCCGCUUUCCCGCCCCCCUGCAAUUCCGCUCCCCUUUUGCAAAGCCGGCUCUGCAUGCGCACGCACAUGCGCCCCGGCCUGCCAGCCCAGCGCCUCUCUGCUUGGCUCUGACGCGGAGGACAGAGUCCCAGGGAAGAAGCCCUGGCCAGGAGCGAAACGGUCUCUCCGCCUCGACCUUCCCUUCUCCUGCACGACUCUCCCCUAACUGCAGCUGUUUCAGACCUUCAAGGCACUUCCUUCCAACGCGCUCAGGAAUGCUGGAGAGACCUCCAUCAUGCCGGCGUCCCAAAGCCGGCCCAGGGCCAGAGACAGAAACAAUGUCUUGAACAGAGCCGAGUUUUUGUCGCUGAACCAGCCCCUGAAAGGCGCCCAGGAAUCCAGGAGCGCCGGUCGGAGGCAGAGCAGCCAGCCCGGCCCCUCUCCUGCCCCGAACGAGGGGUCCAAGGAGCGGAGGCCAUCCCAGCAACUGCCCGAGGAAGACUGCAUGCAGCUGAACCCCUCGCUCAAAGGGAUCGCCUUCAGCUCCCUGUUGGCCGUGGACAUCUCUCUCUCCAAGAGGCUCGGGGUCUGCGCCACCAACGCCUCUGCCUGGGGCAGCGCCCGCUCCAUGAUCAACCUCAUUGGGAUCACCGGGCAUGGGAUCCCCUGGAUCGCGGGCACGCUGGUCUGCUUGGUGAAGAGCAGCAGCCUGGCGGGCCAGGAGGUCCUUAUGAACCUGCUCUUGGCCUUACUUUUGGACAUCAUCUUUGUCGCUGGCUUACAGAAGAUGGCCAAGCGAAAGGGGCCGUAUGACGUCAGCCCAGGCCUCUUGGACUAUCUGACCAUGGAUGUCUAUGCUUUUCCAGCCGGGCACGCCAGCCGAGCUGCAAUGGUGUCUAAGUUCUUCCUCAGCCACCUGGUCUUAGCUGUCCCUCUCCGGAUCUUGCUCGUUCUCUGGGCCUUCUUGGUAGGGCUCUCUCGGAUCAUGGUUGGGCGGCACCACGUUACUGAUGUCUUCUCCGGCUUUGUCUUUGGCUACUUGCAGUUCAGGCUCGUGGAGCUGAUGUGGAUGUCUUCCAAUACUUGCCAAAUGUUGAUCUCCAUGUGGUGAACAGCA